GGAAACCGACGAGGAGUCCAACAACUGGCCAUGACGCCCAUAAACUGCCACUCCACUCAUCUCGCCCAUUGGAAACAAAUAAAUAAAAUAAACACAACCCCGAGAGCAGUGGGAUGAGUAAAGAGAUUGGUUUAAUCGGCCGGGCAAAGGUGAAGUCAUUGUUUAUAAAAGGAGACGAGAAAUGCUUCGGAUCAAUCUCCUUCGCGUUCGCGUCUCUCUUCCUCCCGCUCUCUUCAAUCUUCGCACCAAGCUCACGCCCCAAGCCAUGGCAUCCGCAUCUUUCACGACGUCGUCUCAGCCCACCUCCAACAAGCUCCUCUUCCGCCAGCUCUUCGAGAAGGAGUCUUCUACCUACACCUACUUGCUUGCCGAUGCGUCUCACCCUGACAAGCCCGCUCUGUUGAUUGACCCAGUUGAUAAGACAGUGGAGAGGGACCUGUCCCUUGUAAAAGAGCUAGGACUGAAGCUAAUUUAUGCUAUGAACACCCAUGUCCACGCUGACCAUGUAACUGGGAGUGGCCUAAUGAAGAAUAAGGUUCCUGGACUGAAAUCUAUCAUUUCAAAAGCGAGCAAAUCAAAAGCUGAUCUUCUGAUUGAAGCCGGAGAUAAAAUCUAUUUUGGUGAUCUGUUUUUGGAGGUUCGAGCUACUCCUGGCCAUACAUUAGGUUGUGUUACCUACGUUACUGGAGAGGGGCCUGAUCAGCCUCAACCAAGGAUGGCUUUCACGGGGGAUGCCAUACUGAUACGUGGAUGUGGGAGAACUGAUUUUCAGGGUGGGAGUUCACAACAACUCUACGAGUCAGUGCAUUCACAGAUUUUCACUUUGCCCAAGGAUACGCUGAUCUAUCCUGCCCAUGAUUACAAAGGAUUAACUGUUAGCACUGUAGGGGAGGAGAUGCUUUAUAAUCCUAGGCUCACAAAAGAUGAGGAAUCCUUCAAAAAUAUUAUGGCAAAUCUUAACCUGUCCUACCCAAAAAUGAUUGACAUUGCUGUACCUGCAAAUAUGGUUUGUGGUUUGCAAGAUAUCUCUGCGAAGCCUGUUGAAGCAACUUCAAACUAGAUGUAGUAAGAGAAGAUUCGAGCUUGUUUGGAGCAAAGGAUCCGCUCAGCCUAAAAUUACAAUAGUCAUAGGGCUUUGGAUUCAACAGACCAGGAAGGCUCAUUUCUUAUAUGUAUUAAGAAUUCAACAUAAGGACGGUUCUCUAUUGUAAUCUUGCUCACGAGUGUUAAAAAAAAAAGAAAAAAGAAAAGAAAAGGUUUGGUAUCUGAAAAGAAGAAAGGAAGAAAGAGGAUUAGAUUCAAGACAAGUGAUGUGAGAAGUAAUCCUCGUAGAGGUAAUGUAAGUGACAUUACGAUUUACUGAGGCUUUUCAUUGUCGUUUACACAUUGGAAUAAAAUGGAAUGUCUGUUGUAGCUGGUAUGAUUUGGUUUCCUUUCCAUGUAUGUUCUCAUUUAUUGUAAUUCCAUAUUAGUGUGUUGUUUCUCUAUAUAAACAACCUUUGAUGUAUCAUAUGUGUAUUGAGAAAUAAUAAGAAUUCUUCCUUAUAAUUAA
This is a messenger RNA of Corylus avellana, 1552 nucleotides long. NCBI's taxonomy places the organism in Eukaryota, Viridiplantae, Streptophyta, Magnoliopsida, Fagales, Betulaceae. The record is from RefSeq and is a predicted model, not a curated record.